AGGGUUACAGCAACAGCGACAACUACAACAUCUACAACUACGGUGGCUACUACGACGACUACAGUAACAGAAGCACCAUUUCCUUGUAACGUGUGUCAAAAAGUAUAUGAUCCUGCUUGCCAAGGAUUCGGUAUUCCAACUCUUCUCACUGGAUGUCCAACUGCUGCUGAAGCCGGAAUCACAUAUUUACUUAAUGCUGUCAUUGCUCUAUUUCCAUUCGUCCCUGCAAACUCUUGCAGGAGGGUGGAGCUUGUUUGCCAACUUUCCGAUCACUUUGAAAACGUUGGAGGGUCUAAAGCAAAUCUAGAUUGA
This is a messenger RNA of Caenorhabditis briggsae, 312 nucleotides long. The record is from RefSeq and is a predicted model, not a curated record. The annotation marks the transcript as partial. Lineage: Eukaryota; Metazoa; Nematoda; Chromadorea; Rhabditida; Rhabditidae. The transcript is spliced from 3 exons.